Messenger RNA from Pieris rapae (cabbage white), 2362 nucleotides. Its product is annotated as ankyrin repeat domain-containing protein 50. Gene Ontology annotation, biological process: intracellular signal transduction. Bases 174 to 2009 code for a protein of 611 amino acids. The transcript has a single exon. Lineage: Eukaryota; Metazoa; Arthropoda; Insecta; Lepidoptera; Pieridae. Gene Ontology annotation, molecular function: protein binding. The record is from RefSeq and is a predicted model, not a curated record.
AAAUAUUAAAUUAACGAAAUAUAUAUAAAUAAUAGAAUAAAUAGUUGCAUUUGCACAGGGUUAGCUGUACAUGCAAUUUUUUUUUUAAAUCCACUCAAGUAAAUAUAUACAUUAAACUGUUUUAAGUUGGUCAAAAUUCAAAAGUAUCAUUUGGGUCAUAGUUAUAGUAUGUCAUGGAAACUUCUUUAGAAGACAAAUUGCUUGAAGACAUAAUAAAAAGUGAUAAAAAUGCUAUUAUAGAACAUAUUUAUAAGGGGGCAAAUCCAAAUAAAAUAACUAGCCAUGGAAAAACGUGUUUGGGAGAAGCAUCAAAAUUGGGUAACAUAGAUAUUGUACAAAUAUUACUUGAUUCAUAUAAAGAAAAUGAAGCGUCAAACCAAGGAAUCAUUUUUAAGAAGUGUAAUAGGUCGCAUAAGAGGAAAUUGAAAAAUGUUGGACCUCAUGAUGGAAUUGUUAGUAAAUGUAAAAAUAGAAGCGAAGAAGUUUAUCAAUGUCAUAAGAAAAAUAUAAAUGGCAAGGAAAUUAAAAAUAAUGAAAAAAGAAAUCAGGAUAUCUUGGUAUCUUUGAAUAGUGAUGGUUCUAGUAGUGACGAAAGUAAAGCAGGAAACACAAAACCUCAGGCAACCUGUGUUGCUACAACUCUUCAUGUUGAUCUUGAAUGGGAUGAGGAUAUAGGUACAGCUGCACCUAUAACACAUGAAGAUGAAACUUGGUCAUCAAUUUACAGGUGGUAUGCUGCUAUAUUAGAAAAAACAGGUGCUGCAUUAGCUUCAGCAUCAAAGGUUACUAAUGGAAUUAAUCAACAAGAUGCAUAUAUGAGAACAGCCUUACAUUAUGCAACAGAGCAAGGACAUACUGAAAUAGUAAAGUUAUUACUAGUUUCUGGCAGUAAAUUAGAUGUAUCUGCGGGUGAUGGUCUUACUGCAUUGCAUAUAGCUGUUAUAAGAAACAAUAUUGAAAUAGUUAAUAUGCUGUUGUCAGCUGGAAGUCACAUAAACUAUAAAACUCACGAAAAAAUGACAGCGUUGCAUUUUGCGGCUUCUAGGGGAUUUUUAGAAUUAGUAAAAAUAUUAGUCUCUAAAGGAGCAAAUUUAGAAGCUAGAGAUACCAAUGAACGAACUGCAUUAUACUUGGCAACUGGAAGAGGCCACAUUGAUGUGAUAAAAUAUUUAAUAUCUUCUGGAGCCAAUGUUAAUGGUGAAGAAAUCCAUGGGUAUACUCCACUAUGUGAAGCUGUUUGGCAAAAGUAUACUCAAGUAGUAGAAGUUUUGUUAGCUUCUGGUGCUCGAGUUACUCAUUCACAUAAACUUUUACACAAUGCUGUAAUGCAAGGUCAAAAGGAAAUAGUCAGAAUGCUUAUUAAUCAAGGAGGAGGUAUAAAUUUGUGUGAUGACGCAGGGGACACUGCUUUAUUAUUAGCUGUUAGAUUAUCACACAUUGAAAUACUCAAAGAACUAUUACAAAAGAAAGCCAAUGUAAAUAUUUGUAGUAAUAUAACAGGUUCUAAUGCUUUACAUAUAGCAGUUGAAAGUUUUAAAGAUCUACACCAGUUUGAACAAUUGCUUUUACUAUUACUGGAGAGUAAAAUAGACAUGAAUGCAACAGCUUUAACUGGUGACACAGCUCUAAAUAGAGCACUAUUAUUACAAAAGGAUCAAGCAGCAAUAUUACUCAUUCGCCAUGGAGCUGAUGUUAAUAAAAUUGAUUUUCUACCAUGUGGGUUAGACAACCUAUCAAUGGUUAAACAAAGAGCAACAAAUCAUUUAGCAAGACUAUUACUAAAAGCAGGUCAUUACAGGCCUGAACUUGAACAGUGUUGUGUUUUACCAAAAAAAGAUACAACUGCAUAUUGGUUGCAUCAGAUAUGUAAACAACCUUUUAGUCUAUUAGAUAUUUGUAGAAUUCAAAUCAGAUUACUUUGUAGACAAAAACCACUACAUCAAUGUAUGCCUUCAUUACCAAUACCGAUAAGCCUACAAAGAUUCUUAAUGUUUGAAGAUGAAAUUUAAUGAAUCAUUUUACUUUUAUAAUUUACCAUUGGCUAUCUUAUUUAUUAUUUAAAGUAGUAUUACUUAGUAUAAAUAUAUUAUAAAUCCAAAUAUUAUUUAUUGUAGUACAAUAACUAUUGACAUAGAAAGUAUUUGUUUUAAGGUAAAGCAUGUGUUAUGUUUAUAUAUAGUAAUUUUAAUGACAGAAAUGUUAUGGACAACACAAUUACUAGUGGGGUCCUAUAAUAUGUUCACAAUAAGUUUUUAUGAAUAGGUACAUUGUAUAAACUAUAUAAAAAUACAUAGUUAAAAAUCAUAGUGCACGGUAUAUUUACCUUGAUAAAAUUACAAUAUACCUUUAAUUAAAAUUGGUU